This is a messenger RNA of Musa acuminata AAA Group (dessert banana), 1841 nucleotides long. RefSeq names its product protein trichome birefringence-like 19. Gene Ontology annotation, molecular function: O-acetyltransferase activity. The record is from RefSeq and is a predicted model, not a curated record. Bases 252 to 1664 code for a protein of 470 amino acids. Gene Ontology annotation, cellular component: Golgi apparatus. Lineage: Eukaryota; Viridiplantae; Streptophyta; Magnoliopsida; Zingiberales; Musaceae. The transcript is spliced from 2 exons.
CUCUUUCUCUCUCUCUCUCUCUCUCUCUCUCUUUCUGUUUUGAGUCUGUGGAAGGAGUAGGUGCUUUGGCAACUUCAUGACUGAACAUUCUAACAACAGCUUAAUUUUUUUUUGUUUCUGUACCAUACCAUCCUGAUUAGUUCCUGUACAUGCAAAUUAUUUGGGCAGGAGAAUAGGUUUCUUCUUCUCUCUCAAGCUAGCCACUGUGGUCUUUUGCAGCAUGGACAACUAUAAAUGGAGAGCUGCAGCAUAUGAGGUGGGAGAACCUUCUUCUUACACCAUAUCAUAUCAUGAAGCCUUAUUCUCCAGAGCUUCAGAAUGGGAGCAGCAGAACAAGCCUGCAGAACACCCCCAGGAUAGUCCUCCUCCUCACUGCCACCUUGUUCCUCCUCACCAUCAUUCCUCUCUAUCUCUUCCCUUUGCUAGCCACAUCGUUCGCAUGGAGAAACUUAUCCUCUCCACCUUCCUCCCCUUCUCCUUCUCUUUCUUCUUCCUCUUCCUUUUCAUCUUCUUCUUCUCGUGACAUGAGCCGUGACGCCAUGGCUGGUGUGACGAUGGCCAAGAGCUCAUGUGAUAUCUUUAGGGGGGAGUGGGUGCCCAACCCUAACGCGCCUUACUACACCAACGAGACGUGCUGGGCCAUCCAUGAGCACCAGAACUGCAUGAAGUUUGGGAGGCCGGACACGGAGUUCCUGAAGUGGAGGUGGAAGCCGAACGACUGCGAUCUGCCCAUCUUUAACCCGGCGCAGUUCUUGGAGCUCGUCAGAGGGAAGUCACUGGCCUUCGUUGGAGACUCGGUGGGGAGGAACCAAAUGCAAUCCCUCAUCUGCCUCCUGCUCAGAGUCACAUAUGCGGUGGAUGCGUCGGUCACUGAAGAUGAGAAGUUCCGGCGGUAUCACUUCCCGACCCACAACUUCACGGUGGCCAGCUUCUGGUCUCCGUUCCUGGUGAGGGCACACGAAGCCGACCCCAAUGGCCCAACCCUCACCGGCCUCUUCAACCUCCACCUGGACCAAGUGGACACCAACUGGACCACCCAGAUGACGCCGUUCGACUACGUCAUCGUCUCCGCCGGCCACUGGUUCUUCCGCCCCACCAUGUUCUUCGAGGCCGACCAGCUCGUCGGCUGCCACUACUGCCUCCACCCCAACGUCACCGACCUGACCAUGUACUACAGCUACCGGAGGGCCUUCAGGGCCGCGCUCCGGGCCUUCAACGACCUCCCGGGCUUCAGGGGCACGGUGUUCCUCCGGACCUUCGCGCCGUCGCACUUCGAGAACGGCGAGUGGAACAAGGGGGGCAACUGCGUGCGGCAGCGGCCGUUCCGGGGCAACGAGACAAGGAUGGACGGCUACAACCUGGAGAUGUACAUGGCGCAGCUGGAGGAGUACCGGGCGGCGGAGGGCGAGGGGAAGGAGAAGGGCGUCAGGUUCCGGUUGCUGGACACCACGGAGGCGAUGCUACUAAGGCCGGACGGUCACCCGGGCCGGUUCGGCCACCGCCCCGACGAGAACGUGACUCUCUACAAUGACUGCGUCCACUGGUGCUUGCCGGGGCCGAUCGACAACUGGAACGAUUUCCUGCUCCAUAUGCUGAAGAACGAGGGUGGCAGAUCAGCCGCCGGCCGACGAUCCAGGAACGACAGGAAGUCCACGAUCAAAUAGGUGAUCAACAUUGCUUCUCUUUUUGUUCUUAGAGCACGUAAUUUGUAUUUUAAUUAGUAUACCAUACUGUGGUCUACAUGAAUUUUGGUUUGUUCUUUCUCCAUGCAUCAAAAGGUUGUAGAAAGCUGUGUGAUAAGGCAUUACCGUGAGACCAAUGUCAAUAAUUGUUGUGCUGAA